AUGGGAGAGCCGAACACCAGUACUACUUGGGAAACUUUGGCGACAGAUGCACAAGUUCCUACACCUCCUGACUUCUCUCAUCUUAAGAAGUGGUUAUCUGCGAACAAUGUAUCCCGCAGGCAACACAUAAAAGACGUAGAGAAAGAUGUUCAGAACAACUCACUCAACGAGGAGGAAGGACCUCACAGGCAACUGAUAAAAGAAGAAGAGGAAGAUGUUCAAAACAACUCACACAACCAGGAAAGACCUCGUGUUGCUCAAGUUGUAAUUACAGAUCAUAUAAUAGAAGGCUGGCUUCUCGAGCGUCUUCCUGAGAAGUCCAUAUGUAGAUUCAAAUCUGUGUCAAAACAAUGGAAAUCAAUGAUCGAGUCCAGCUAUCUGGCCAAGAAACGUCUUGCUCGGUAUCCAAAUCCGAGACUCCUUGUUCUUCGAUUGGAAAUGUCUACUGAUCGCUGUUCAAGAACCAUAUUUUUGGAGAAUAUUUCAAAAGAUAACCACGACCACCACAAACUCAUCAUUUAUACUUAUCAGUUCCCACAUCCAUAUCCAACCAAUAAUGUCGAUGACAAUAUUGGUUGGAUAACGGGGUAUUGCAAUGGUUUAGUCUGCAUCUACGAUUUUGGGUACAUUUAUCUGAUUAACCCUGCAACGAGAAGUCUCCGGAUCCUUUCUCCUACGGUUUUGCUAGAGUACACAGGCCGGUCAGGUUGGCCGGGUGAGUUGCCAAUUAGUGUGGGAUUUGGAAGAGACAUCGUUACAGGAGCAUACAAAGUAGUCUUGAUGUAUUUAUUUGAUGAUAAUAUUGUCAAGGCCGAAGUCUUCAACCUCAACACUGAGGAACGAGGAUACACCAUUUUCCCCCUUUUCUACGAUGAACUUAGCAACGAUAAAUUAUCAGUGUUUGCCAAUGGCUCGCUUUUUUGGCUGUCAUGGCUGGAAACGUCAUAUUAUGGUUUCCGGAAGAAACUCCCAAAGCUUGGAGCCAUAGAUCUUCACACUGAAAAAUUCCGUGAUGUGUUAUUACCAUGUUGGUACACCGAACACUCACAAAGUGUGUACAUAUGGAGCCUAAGAGAACGUUUAUGCCUAUCUGAUGUGCUACAGCAUCCGAAUAUGUACGUUUGGUGUUUGCAGCAUGAAGAUCCGAGUGUUAAGUGGGUAAAGAUCCUUUCUGUUGACAUGUCAAGUAUGGAUUGUUUAGAUCCAAAUUAUUGGAAGCUUGGUCUUGCGGCUUGUUAUCUUAGGCGUAGGAGAAAUGAGCCACAUAAGAACUUUUUGGAGCAUGUCAGUAAUGAACACCGUAGAACUGUGUUGUAUACGGAGAACUUGGUUUCUUCGGUCUAG
Messenger RNA from Eruca vesicaria subsp. sativa (arugula), 1344 nucleotides. The record is from the annotation of a GenBank genome assembly. NCBI's taxonomy places the organism in Eukaryota, Viridiplantae, Streptophyta, Magnoliopsida, Brassicales, Brassicaceae.